AUGAGUUCGGCAUCUGCAGAUACGAGACCGCUGGCGUCGAGGAUAGCGUCGCUUGUUCAUGCGCAUUUCGACCGCUUGCCGGCUCGCAGCAAACCGAAGAUUUUUGCAGAUGGCUCUAGGGAAUGGAUACCGAUGACCGGAAUAGUUGCUGUUAAGGGACAGGGUUCACCAUGCGAGACAUUACAUUGCAUAGCAGUCACGUAUGUCUAUUUCUUGAUUUUCCGUACUCAAAUGGACGAAUAUUGCAGUAGACUUUGCUCGAUGGACCGCAGAGAUUUCAUACUGACGUCCGCUUAUAGAACAGGGGCAAAAUGCUUGCCAGCUUCUCAGAUUCCUCAAUGCAAAGGUCUCGUUCUCCACGACUGCCAUGCUGAGAUCUUGGCCAUUCGUGCUUUAAAUUACUGGCUUCUGCAGGAAUGCCACGCUUUGUUGGUCGAAGGUGGCAAAUCUCCCACUGCUGCUACCGACAACCUGAGAUCCUCUUUUAUUCAACGGAGAGCUUACGUCGGCACGGCAAACUCGAGUAUUUCUCUCCCAGAGUCCAGCCUCAAAGGGCCACUCUUUGAGAUCCAACCGGACGUCAAGUUCUACAUGUACUGUACAUGUGCCCCAUGCGGCGACGCAAGUAUGGAACUCUGCAUGGCUGCCCAAGAAGAUGCAACACCGUGGGACGUGUGCCAUCAAACAAACUCAGAUGACCAAGACUCGACCUCCGAGACCAUGCUCGACGGUCGAGCUCAUUUCUCUCGUCUCGGCAUCGUGCGUCGAAAACCAGCACGCAUGGACGCCGAGCCUACCAAAAGCAAGUCUUGCUCAGAUAAGCUUGCUUUGCGGCAGGUAACAUCCUUGUUCUCAAUUGAGACAAGUUAUCUCGUGGCUCCUACGGAGAGCGCAUACCUCGCUGGCUUGGUACUUCCCGAGGAGGAGAUUUCUCAAACUGCGUGCACCAGGUCUUUUGGGGAACAGGGGCGUAUGGGAUCACUGAUUGGGCGCUCGUGGCCUCUAGAGAAAGUGGAAGGCCAGUACUUGUCGCGAAUAGGGUACCGAUUCCGACCUUUCCAAGUCCUUUCGGUAUCCAACGAUGAAAUUCAGGCGCUGUGGCCGUUUGCAAAGCCCAAGAUAUCACAGACAAAAGAGGGCCAAAGUGGACGAAGUGUGCAGCCAGAGACUAUCCCACCGCCGCCCAAAGUCAAACCAGGCAAUGUGAGCUCCAUCUGGACUGCGGCACCCUCAAUAUCACACUCAUGUGUCCUGGCGACAGACACGGGGAGCAAGACAUUGCCUGUUCUGAGUCAUUCGAAGACAGGGCUAUACGAGACGGUCAUCAAUGGAGUGAAGCAGGGCAAUCGGCAGAGUGAUCCCACGGCGAGGGGGGCCUCCUCCCUCUCGCGUGCAAAACUGUGGGGUCUCCUCCAAAACAUUCUCCAGUCGACUGAUUGUCUUGUAAAGGGUGCAGAGGAAAGUCACAAAGCUCAUUCUGAGCAGAAGCCGGAGGCAUCACCGAUGGUUCAGUACUCGGGUUCCUAUGAGGAAUUUAAAUGUGCCGGAUACGACCCGUCGUCACCGCUUGGGAUCCGUCAGUCUGCGAUACAGGAUGCCAGAAGGACACUCGGGGGAUGGGUGCCGAAUCGCGGAGACGAGACCUGGACUCUGGAAGUACUGGUGGACUCGAAGAGACGAAAAGAAAGGUGA
Molecule: messenger RNA, 1692 nt
Organism: Penicillium diatomitis
Lineage: Eukaryota; Fungi; Ascomycota; Eurotiomycetes; Eurotiales; Aspergillaceae
Product: tRNA-specific adenosine deaminase
Exons: 2
Coding region: 1-1692 (563 amino acids)
Biological process (GO): tRNA wobble adenosine to inosine editing
Molecular function (GO): tRNA-specific adenosine-37 deaminase activity; RNA binding
Source: RefSeq, a predicted model, not a curated record